CUCUCUCUCUCUCUCGCUUUUUUCGUUCAGUGUUUUGAGUACAGACUGGUGAAUGCAGACCGGCGGAAGGGUCGAUUUUCUGGGCGUCCAGUCCACGUCUGGAUGUCUUGGAUAUGUCUCAAAGAUUUCAGCACUGCCAUGGCUCCACGAUGCUCCACGCCUUUGAGACAUGUCCGUUUUCCGUUGGAUCUAACGAGUGUGAUGGCAAAUGAUGGCAAGAAAGCUCAAAGCUUGAAACCAUUUGCCAUUCCUUUUCCAGCACAGAUUUUCAAGCUGCAUGGAGACAGCCAAGCCGAUUUGCCUAGCAUUCGCAUGAAUUGGAUGUGGCAGAAAAACAUCAGCAGUGCCAGCAGAAAAUGGUUUGCUGCGCGUAUCGGCACAGCAAGCUCUGUUGUUGUCUUCACUUUGGGUGGCCCUGGUGUGCAGGGAAAGAAGAUGAAAGAAGCCUUGGAAAGGAUGAAAAGGUCAGCGGAGGAUGCGCGAUGGGAUUCAAACUAUUGGUUUGGUGGGCUACACGAAUGUUGGCAAGAGCGCAGUCUGGCGGACCUGGGAGACUGGGGAGACUGGGGAGGCUUCGUGGACCGGCAGCUUUCUACCGCCGGUGUUUUCAGUGAUGGGGUCUUUGUGACCUUAGACAUCGCGGCCCGACGCUUCACCUUGCCAUCUGGAAGCCAAUGCUACAUCUUGGACUCCGUGGGUUUCAUCAAGGACUUGCCCCUGGAGCUGUGUGAAGUCUUUCAGGCUACGAUUCAGGAACUUCAUGAAGCGGAUGUGAUUCUGCACGUGCGUGACAUGGCGCAUCCUGCGCGAGAGGAGCAACGAACCACGGUGCAGAGGGUCCUGAUGGAAAAUGACAUGGACCCGGAGCGGGUCAUGGAGGUCUGGAACAAAACAGACCUGUUGACAGAGAAGGAGGUCCGGCAGCUCUUCUACCAACACCAGUUGCAGGUGUCCACGCCUGUACAAGCGGUUAGCGCGCUAACAGGUGAGGGCUUUGAAGAGCUGUUGGAGAAGCUUGAUCAGAAACUGCAGGAUCUGGCGGUCCGAGUGGUGUGUGCUCUCUCAGUUGCCAUGAUCAACCCAGGCCUGGCUACAGGAGCCGGUCAGCCUUGGAGGUGCCAGUUAAAGGUCCAGAAGUGGUGCGAAUUCCACAAGAUCUACCGCAGGAGCAGGCUGCCGAGCUCUGGGCCUUCCUGGCCGAGACUGGGGCCGUGUUGGACCAGUCUAUGGACACCUGCCAGGACACUGGGGAUAUACUUCUGGAAGUGA
Messenger RNA from Cladocopium goreaui, 1269 nucleotides. The record is from the annotation of a GenBank genome assembly. NCBI's taxonomy places the organism in Eukaryota, Dinophyceae, Suessiales, Symbiodiniaceae.